This is a messenger RNA of Meleagris gallopavo (turkey), 423 nucleotides long. Lineage: Eukaryota; Metazoa; Chordata; Aves; Galliformes; Phasianidae. The record is from RefSeq and is a predicted model, not a curated record.
GAAGGGCAGGAAUUUGGGGAAAGCCUCCACCAGAAGCAAUCCCAAAUGAGCGUGGCCACAUUAAGGAUCAAACCCGGCGGGCUCCGUGUUCCCCACUGGCAUUUCAACGCCAACGAACACGGCUACGUGCUGCAAGGAACGGCGUGGAUCGGCGUGGUCACCAAUGAGAACGUCACCACUUUCAAGGCGUCGGAAGGCCAGGUGGUUUUUUUCCCCCGCAACGCCGUGCAUUGGAUCAAGAAUUUCGGGGCGGAGGAUUUGGUGAUCCUCCUUUUCUUCGGGAGCCACGAAGAGGUGAAAACUUUGGACGUGGACGACGCCUUUUUCGGCAUGCCGGAAGAUAUCGUGGCUCAGGCGCUGCAGGUUUGGUCCUGGAAGGUGAACUUGGUGCUGGUUCGGUCAUUUUAGAGUGUCCUAUGGGUU